UGCGCUGCACACGAAAGGGAAAGGAAACGGCGACUUCUCCAUUCCGCCCCCCCUCCUCCCCGCCUCUCUCAUCUUUAGCUGCACCGAGUGUUUGAUCGAUCGGAAGCGUUGAGACUUCGAGUAACGUUUAAUUUCUCGGUUUCAGGCUUUGUAUGCUGGUUUUUGACUCCCCCUCCCGUACAGCCUGCUGUUGACCGUGAGGAAAUUGCUUCGCGUGAAAUUCCAGGCGCCAGAUUUAUCGAGUCCCGACUGCACAAAGUUGAUAGGCAAGCUAGCUAGAGCUAACUCUUAGCUAACUAGCUUGCAGUGCUGGUCGGAGGAGCUCGUUUUCGGAGACAGUUUUUUGGGGGCGUCGUUUUGUCCCUGCACUGCUACAGGUCGUGGCUUUCCCCCCCUGAAAUUUGCCGACUAUUUGCUGUGAGGUUUAGAGCGAUAAGCCGGUCGCUUCUACCUAGCGUGCUCGAUAUAGCCUGCUAGCUAAUACCCUGCGUAUUUUAAGGCCUCAGUCCAACACCACCAUCAGCUGCCACUACCACACCAUAGUAUUUGCAUCGUGCUGUAAGACAGUUGACAGCUUACUUGGUGACACAGAGACUUCUCCCUGAGGAGCCAAGAAGCAGACGGCUCAUGACUUCUGACCAGGACACGAAAGUUGUAGCCGGACCACAGGUGCAGCAAGUACAAGAGGCAAAAGAGAACUCUCAUUUGGAAUCCGCCAAGGUUUCAGACCUCAACCCCAAUGCGAAAGCAUGGGCCAACCACAUGUUUAGCUUGGACCACAGCGGGAGUGCGGACACCACAACUGCUGCCCUGCAGCCAUGGAAGGAAGGCUGCGAUAGUUCGGCCGACCCCGGCCCAGAAGGCUAUGAAGCCAGUGAAGGCAAGGCUUUCAAGGAGCCCCUUCUAACUGACCCAGAUGAGCCUCCACCGGUGCCAGUAAUGCUGGCCGAGCCGGCCCCCGUGGCGCCCGUCACCCUGGAGUGCUCCGAGCCAGCCUACACAGAAUACCCCGAGCCUGGGCAACCAGGGCGCACAGCAGGCAGCGAUCCCCCACAGGAGAGUCCCCAGGAGGGCUUGAGGGAGCACCUGAAGAAGACCUUGGAGUUCUGUCUUUCCCGGGAGAAUCUGGCCAGUGACAUGUACCUCAUCUCCCAGAUGGACAGCGACCAAUAUGUGCCAAUUGUAACGGUGGCCAACCUGGACCACGUCAAAAAGCUCAGCACGGACGUGGAGCUGAUCGUGGACAUUUUACGAUCUCUGCCAUUGGUCCAAGUGGAUGAGAAGGGGGAGAAGGUGCGGCCCAAUCAGAACCGCUGCAUCGUGAUCCUCAGGGAGGUUCCUGAGAGCACGCCUAUAGAGGAGGUCGAGGCUCUUUUUAAAGGGGACAACUUACCCAAGUUCAUCAACUGUGAAUUUGCAUACAACGACAACUGGUUCAUCACCUUUGAAUCAGAAGCAGAUGCACAGCAGGCCUAUCAGUAUCUCCGUGAGGAGGUGAAGACUUUUCAAGGGAAGCCUAUUAAGGCGAGGAUAAAGGCGAAGGCAAUCGCUAUCAACACUUUCAUGCCAAAGAACGGCUACCGGCCGGUGGAGGUGAACCCAUACGCCCAGCAGCGCUACACUUCCUACUACAUCCCGCCGGUUUACAGCCCCCAGCAGCAGUUUCCCUUGUACAGCCUCAUCACGCCGCAGGCCUGGUCGACCACACACAGCUUCAUCGACCCCACAAUGGUUUCCCCGUUUCACAACAACCGGUUCAUCAAUGGAUUUACCACAUCACACAGUUUCAAACCAGCGACGUCCCCCCUCACUGUCAGACACUACUCGCCCAGGAACAGGAAUCACAGUAAACCUCACUUGAGGCCGACCAUCCCCACAGCGGACCGCAGCGCCGGGCUUCUGGACAGCCCGGGUCUCUUUCCCAGCUUCCCCAGCGAUCGGCUCAACGGGAUCCGCAGCAGCCCGCCGACACGACUCCCCGCCAGCCAGCCCCGAACCAGGUUACCCUCCACCGCAGCCUUCCCUCGCAGAGACACCGUGGGCACGGGGCGCGUGACCGAGCCCAUAACCCCGGACUACUCCCUGGGUAUCGGCCGAGGAAGGAAAAAUGUUUCUGCUUCUAGGAAAAAGAGGGACGAAAAGUUUACAAGAGUGACGCCUCAGUCGCCGCCUCCUCCCAAACCCCCGUCUCCGAGCUUCGAGCUGGGUCUCUCCAGCUUCCCUCCCCUGCCCGGAGCAGCCGGCCAGCUCAAGACCGACGACGUGUUCGACAACCGGCUGGCCAGCAGCGUAGUCGUCGGAAACGCCAAGGAGCGGAAUGUAAGUGCUGAUUCCAGUGUUGGAGGAGCGCUGUCUCCAGCGGGCCCCAAAGAGCCGCUUCGGACCUCCCCGUCCCCGAUGCCCACAAGCUUCCAGCCCUCGCCGACCCCAGCCGCAGCCUCGACUCUGACCCCAGCCACCGGCCCGCCACACAGUCCCGCUCCCUCCCUCCCAGCUGCGGAGGUGAAGGUGACGGAGGUGAAGUCGAAGGAGGUGCAGUUGUCUGUGGAGCGAGUUCCCGGCACGCUCUCCACUGCAAGCAAAUCGGUGCAAGUCAACGGCGCAGCCACAGAGCUGAGGAAGCCCUCCUACGCUGAGAUCUGCCAGCGGGUGAAGGACACGGCGACAUCACAGCACCCACCGACCCCCAAGGAAGCCAAGCCAGCCUGCGCCGCCCCCGGGGGCGAGGAGAGGAAGUGCCCCGACGCCGCCGCCGCCCCUCCUCCUGCAGGGGAGGCCAAGGCCAGAGAGACAUACCCCCCCUCCUCCAAACCCGGCUCGACUGCCGUCACCCCGGGCAGACCCGCGAGGGAGGCGCGAAGGCCGGCCGGCCGGUGGGCCUCCCCGCCCUCGCACCCAGGGAAAACGCCCAGCAAAGAUCCACACCACACCCCGCCCAAGUCCCCGCAGUAGGGCAACUCCCUGCCCCCCGCCCACCCCCCCACUACACUCCAUGGAUGCGUCUAAAAAAAAAAAAAAAAACAUAAAAAAGGAAAUAUAAGUCAGGGCUACUCAAUACUUAUAUCCCAGAAUCACCGGUCACAAACGAGAAUAGAGGACGCCUUCUUUCCUGGAUCAGGGCUUGCAGACAAAAAGCACUUUACUGUGCAUGUAGAGCACCGUUUCAUUCUUUUUAUUCUAUUUAUUUUUUUUUUUUUAUUUCAGUCUUAUUUCUCCAUUUCUCUUUUUGCAUCGCGUAGUUGUGUUGGCUUUCUAAGUCGGCACAGACGACACUGAAAUGUAUUCGUUCUGUCCAAAUGGCCCCCGGUGGGAUUACACUAGUCUUGUGUGCGAAGCGUCAGGGCGUGGUCGGAAGCCACUUGGGUGGAUGAUGGGAAGGGCCACGCGUACAACCGACUCCGCCCUGAUUGGCUCUCAUAGCGAGGGGGCUUGUUUGCAUGUCGAGUGGCACUCUUGUGCAUCUCUAUGUAGCUUAAUUAUGGCUCAUAAUUAGCUGAUGUGUUUUUAAACACAUGUUCACAUCCAUAUGCAAGACUUAACAUCUAAAUCUCAUCAAAACAAGACUCUGAUCUUUUGGUGUACGUCGCCUCAAACUUUUUUUUUUUUUUUCUUUUUUUUUUGUAGGUUUAUUUACACUAGAUGAUUUUCGUUUGUUUGUUUUUUAAUUUUUUUUAUUUUCAGCUUUGACUGUGGACUAUCGGUACAGUUCCUCCUGCUGAUCGUCGCUGAGCGUCGCCUCAGCGAUUUCUUCCUUCGAUCAUUUUUUUUUUUUUUUUCUGUAAAGGAUCACCUGCCUCCGCUGUGUUGUUGUUGUUGUUUUUUGUUUACUGUGUGCUAACACUGCUAACUAGCUUAGCUGUAUUGCAUAGCUUGUGUCUAACGGCCGUGAUGUGACAUCCGUGCUGGUUUGAGCGCCAGACGCGGAGGGCACGUGGGUAUCUGCAACCGAAACGUACGCUUCGAGACAAAGUAGGCCGUCGAAAAUGUCUGGAAGUGGCUCGGGCCGUUUUUGUUUGUAGUUGCUCGCGGUGCGUGCGCGUGAAGCAUUUUGUGGCAUUGCAUUUUUUUGGGAAAAGCAGAGCAAGCUUUCACAGCUACGCUCUCCUCUCUUUUCAUUUCCUGUUAAAAAAAAAAAAAAAAAAAAAACUGUGGAAUUAAACUAUCAGCAGGCACAUACUGUCUAAGGAAGAGGCGAGGCGGGGGGGACGGGGGACGUGGGUCAUAGGGAGACAAAUUUAAAAAUCCAAUUGUGAUGAUAAAACGGCUGCGUCCUGUCUGAAGCGGUUCGGUUCCCCCUGGAGGCGAGGGAACGCGGGUGAGCUGCGUUCAGGACGGAGAAAAAUGAACACUAGCUACCAUUCGGACGCUCGGUUAAAUGGGGCGUUCUCGCUCCGAUCGUCUGCCGAGACGCCGUGACCCUUCAGUGGACGCAGAGUGCUAAUUUCCCGCCUGAAAUGCACCAAGAGUUCAGAGUUUUGGUACAGGGAGGUGACGGUGUGAUGUUUCUCAUUUCUUUCUCCCAGAUAUGGUGCUAGAAUCCUGGAACCUGUUACUCCAGCUCGACUGAUAAGUCUACGUAGAAAAUACUCGAUUUACGUCGACGGGACUUUAUUUGCACUGUUAGCGGUUUUUUUUUGUUUUUUUUCUCAAGCUCGCAGGCAAACGCAUUAGAUUAUAAGUACCUGAAGCGAAAAAAAAAAAAAAGGGAAUUGAUCCUGAAAUUCGAGGGAAGGAAAAAAAUAAAAAUAGUUUCCCUGUGACACCCUCUCUGUAGACACAAUCGCUGAAGCCUUUUUUUUGUUUUGUUUUUUUCGUUGUUGUGCCUUUUGUGGAUGCCUGUUGAAAACACACUGUGGUGAAGGAUGGACGUUUAUAUACAGCGUCGAAUGACUUUACAGAUUUCUAUCUAGCUUGUUUGUUUUUUUUUUCGCUGAAGGAGUUGGUGCUCUUACAGGCAUGCCGUGGUUUAGAUUUUUGGCCUCUGGUUCUGUAUCAAUGAGGAUUUCUAUGGAAAAGAAUGCUUGUGAAACUGUUGAAUAUGGAAAGUUAGACGGUUGAUUAGACCCAGAAUGUUUACGACAAACAACCGAUCAAGGUAAAUGAUGAGCGUGUGUUUAUUUUGGAAUGUAGUUUGCCAUGUCGGAGCGUGAAAGAAAUGUUGGGAGUCCCGUCGGGGCUCAUCUGAACGGCGCUGAACCAAACGUCCUUUUUAAGAAUUCAAGCUUUGAACAAACCGUCGGCGGGCAGAUAAGAGCGGGUGGGUUUACAGCAGGAAAUGCGAUCGGGGAAAUCUGAAAACGGUCGUAUGUAUGAUCCAUCCUCUGGGUGACGAUGUUCAGCUCUCCCUUCUUCCUCUUUGGCGAGUCGUUAACCACUCGGGUUGUUUUUGUUUUUCUCUGUCGGCAUGCUCCCUCGUCGGCUUCUUCCAGUUUGAGUUUGCACACUUGGAUUAAUCCUGAGUUGUUUCUUAAAAAAUAAAAUCAAUAAAAAAAAAGACUGGAAAGGAUUUACCAAAGCACACGCUCCUUCUUACUGCUUCACUCCUGUGUUGUUGGGGAUAAAUUGCGCCUGACGGGAGUUCAAUUCAAAGCACAGAGUGUAAAAGGAAAACAGCCUUUUUACAUGCUUAGCUCGCCCUCGGGCGGAGACGCCAACGCUGGCGACCGCACAGAAUCAGGCUCAACGGGACUUCAAUCGAGCAGCGAUUCGGGCGACAGCUGGUUAGUCGGUGGGCUGGUGUGACGUUUUCAUCCCUUUCGUCAGAGUGAAGUAGCAAGAAUUCAGAUACAGGGAGGAAACUGGUGUCAAAUUCAGCUUUUUUUGUUGGGGAGGUCCGUCUACUGUAGCAGCCAGAUAACCAACCGAGUCGCAGAUGUUUUACUGUAUUCUAAAAAUGUAAUUGGCUGGGACGAAAUGGU
Messenger RNA from Sander lucioperca (pikeperch), 5918 nucleotides. RefSeq names its product la-related protein 4B. Gene Ontology annotation, cellular component: cytosol; cytoplasmic stress granule. Gene Ontology annotation, molecular function: mRNA 3'-UTR binding. Bases 628 to 2952 code for a protein of 774 amino acids. The record is from RefSeq and is a predicted model, not a curated record. Gene Ontology annotation, biological process: positive regulation of translation. Lineage: Eukaryota; Metazoa; Chordata; Actinopteri; Perciformes; Percidae. The transcript is spliced from 17 exons.